AAACGAUUAUUUUCUCUUUCUUUUCUUUAUGGAUAAUGUAUCUCAAGAAAACACUUUUGAUGUAGACAAGUUCAAUGCGCUGGUUACUCAGCUUUCUAUACAAAAGAAGAACAAGUUCUACCAGUUAUUUUCAAUCUUGAUGCCCUAUCUGAAGUUAGAAGAUUUAGUAUCAUGCUCUUUAUUAAAUCAUGCGUUUCAUGAAAAAGCAACAGCAGCUCUAUGGAAAGAGCCCAAUUUCAAGCGACUAUCACAUAUUCACGACGAGGUUUAUAUGUUCAACAAGUUUAUUUCACGCUUGUGUCAAGUAAGACAAAGUACAGCAUCUCAUGUAGUCAAAAUUGAUAUCGCUAGUAUGGAAGAAGACCUCUAUCAUCGAGUGGAUUCGAAUUUUUUUCGAGUUCUAGUCCAGUCUUGUUCUAAAGGACUCUGUGUGCUUAAUCUGUCUAAAACAAGUUUUUUUAGCCAAAAAUCAUUACCCAAAGCUGAAUGGAGUUUGCCUUAUCUCACUUGUUUGAACCUUUCUUAUUGUUCGCAGGUGAAUGAUAAUGUGCUUGUACAAAUAGCUCGUGGAUGUCGUCAAUUGAGGCAAGUUCGUUUGGAUGGUUUGACAAGACAUAAAGGAAAUGGUUUGGCGGGGUUUGCUGCUGAAUGUGACCAGCUUGAAUCUGUUUCUGUGCAAUAUAAUACAGCACUUGAAGAUCAAGCAAUUGUAGCACUUGCAAAAUUCAGACAUAUUCGACUGCUUGAGCUUGAUAUGACUGGCUGUACUAAACUAACUUCAACUGGCUUUGAAUUGCUUGCUCGUUAUGCAGCUCAUUUAAAGUACCUAUCGUUAGCACAGACAGCAUGUCACAUGCAAGUCUUGCGCAAAUUUACUUGUAUCUAUCAACAUACUUUAUCUCUGGAUAUAUCUUUAUUGAAAUCAUGUACGCGCAAAGAGCUUGCAGGAUGGAUUUCGCAGUCUUGUUUUCAAAAGCUUGUUGAUCUGAUAAUGGAUACAACAACAGCCAUUGAGAUUGUCAAAUUAUCAAAAGAUCAGCUUAUAAAUACAAGUGCAUAUCAAGUGGUUCAUCUUACAUUAAAGCAAUUGCCCGAGCACACGCCCAUGACUUUCUUGUACCAACUGAUACACCUGUUUUCUCACCUGAAGCAUGUUAAAUUUACAAGAGCUUAUUUUGAAUCCGACUUUUUACUUGGAGUUUAUCGUACACCUUCACCAACAGACGAAAUAUAUAUCACAGAUGCUGAAGUAGAAAGAUUCAAUAUGAAGCAAGACAAGGUCAUCGUUACUGUCGUUCGAGAAAGAGAAGAUGAUAUCAAUUGUAAUCUUUUAAAUUGGUAGAAUAAAAAUUUCCUUUUAUAUAUAUAUAUAUAUAUAUUUUAAAGCAAUUCGUCUUUACUAAGUUCUGGAGGUGCCAUGCUACCCUUUUCAG
Gilbertella persicaria is the source of this 1433-nucleotide messenger RNA. RefSeq lists its product as uncharacterized. Gene Ontology annotation, cellular component: SCF ubiquitin ligase complex. The transcript has a single exon. The coding region runs from base 29 to 1342 and encodes 437 amino acids. The record is from RefSeq and is a predicted model, not a curated record. Gene Ontology annotation, biological process: SCF-dependent proteasomal ubiquitin-dependent protein catabolic process. NCBI's taxonomy places the organism in Eukaryota, Fungi, Mucoromycota, Mucoromycetes, Mucorales, Choanephoraceae.